Messenger RNA from Hibiscus syriacus, 932 nucleotides. RefSeq names its product putative transcription factor bHLH107. The record is from RefSeq and is a predicted model, not a curated record. The transcript has 2 exons. Gene Ontology annotation, molecular function: protein dimerization activity; DNA-binding transcription factor activity. Bases 10 to 846 code for a protein of 278 amino acids. Gene Ontology annotation, biological process: regulation of DNA-templated transcription. Lineage: Eukaryota; Viridiplantae; Streptophyta; Magnoliopsida; Malvales; Malvaceae.
UGCUUUUGUAUGGCUGCUUACUCUUUCAACAACUUUUCAUCUGGGAAUUGUUACUCUAGUAUCUUUGAUCCAUUUUCGCUUGAUUUGGGACCAUACAAUGGAAGCUCCCGUGGUGGGUCUUUGUCAGUGUCGGUGUCACAGUCCUUGGUUUUGGAUAGUGAGAAAGAAGAGCUGGUGAAGGAUCCGUUGAAAGUAGGGAAGAAAACGGUUCCGGAAGAAAAGAUUACAGCGGCUUUGAAGAGUCACAGCGACGCAGAGAGGAGGAGAAGAGAAAGAAUCAAUGCUCAUCUCGAUACGCUCCGCACCCUCUUGCCCUGCAAACAAAAGAUGGAUAAAGCGACAUUACUUGGUGAAGUGAUUAAGCAGUUGAAAGAACUGAAGAAUAAUGAGACUGAAGCCAGCAAAGGGUUAUUUGUUCCGAUGGACGACGACGAGGUGAGCGUUGAACCAUGUAGUAUGGACGAAGCCGAUGGGAUGGUUUGUUUUAAAGCAUCGAUCUGUUGUGAUUAUAGACAUCAACUUCUGACUGACCUACGACGAGCUCUCGAUGCACUUCCCUUUCAAAUUAAAUUUGUGAAAUCAGAAAUAUCGACGUUGGGAAGUCGAUUGAAGAAUGAUUUUGUUUUCACGACCGGCUGCAGAAGUAGUAGCAUUGUUGAUGACGAUGGUUAUAAUACCGAUGCAUGGCGUUUUAUUGCAUGUUCAAUUCGGCAGGCAUUGGAUUCUGUCCUGGAGAAGGCUUCUACUUCACUGGAGUUCGCCCCAUUGUUGGCAUUCCCGAACAAGAGGCGAAGUAUCUCUUACAUUGAUUCCUCAAACUCAUCUUCAUGUUCCAAAAAGGAUUAGCCUUCUUUCGUUUUGUGUUAACGGGUGUCAAAACUGUUAUUUCUGCUACAUAUGUUUGUAUGAUAUGUGCAAAUGUUGGUUUGAAA